AUGAUGUACGGUUGGGAUGAAGCAGCGGCGCAUGAUGGAGUUACUCUUAAGGUCUUGCACUUUCAAGGCUACGACGUCGUGGUCAGGCUCUGGUCGCCUCAAUCCGAUGGCCACAUGGAUUCGCCUGAAGACGACAUUCUCUCUUGUUUCAAGACACGUUGCUGCGACAAUACGGAUCAAGAUGAAGAAGAAGUUUGUUGCAUAUGUUUGGACGAUUUGUACCGAGGAUCAGUGACUACUUUGGAUUGCCGCCACGAGUUUCAUCCUGACUGCAUACGACAGUGGCUCGGCUGCGGCGAGAACUUCUGCCCCCUCUGUAAAGCUCCGGCGAUCAAGUGA
Molecule: messenger RNA, 339 nt
Organism: Salvia hispanica
Lineage: Eukaryota; Viridiplantae; Streptophyta; Magnoliopsida; Lamiales; Lamiaceae
Source: RefSeq, a predicted model, not a curated record